Molecule: messenger RNA, 2767 nt
Organism: Diachasmimorpha longicaudata
Lineage: Eukaryota; Metazoa; Arthropoda; Insecta; Hymenoptera; Braconidae
Exons: 8
Coding region: 644-2260 (538 amino acids)
Biological process (GO): fatty-acyl-CoA biosynthetic process; long-chain fatty acid metabolic process
Molecular function (GO): long-chain fatty acid-CoA ligase activity
Source: RefSeq, a predicted model, not a curated record
UUCGAACUACAAAAUUCUCUCUUCGGAUAUAGAAAAUAUUUAUUCUUUUAGUUUUGUGAGGCCCUGCUCCAUAUCGUAAUAAAGGGAAUUCAGAAUGGAAAUUAUCCGAUGCAGUUCUUCUGAAAAUAUAUCGAGUGACCCGAGAGGGUCAGGGUGAGCACAAAAGGGAGGCAUAUUGCCCUCUGGGGUAAAGUAUAAACUCAGGAUCUCAUUAGUAACAGUUAGUGCAUACGGAACUUUUAUAGUGUGAAGUGUCUCUUGAGUGUGUAGAGUCACAACUGAUAUUUGAAUAAUAAUUUAAAGUGUCAAGAUACGUCAAGUGUUUGUUUUCUACCCAAUAAUCCAAUGGAGGAAAAUAAUACUGUCGCAAGUACGAUAACUAGGCGUUGAGCAAUUGUGUAAGAAUUAGAGAUUGACGAUUUGUUGAUAUUUAUCUGUCACAUUUCUUCUUUGUAAUUAAUUAUCAUUAGUCGAUUUAUAUAAUCUUAAUUGGAUGUGAUAACGUUUUAUCAUUUUUCGGACGUACAUUAAAUACACAGUUCGCUCGGUAAAGAGGGUAAAUUGCACAGGCUCGGCUGUGACCUCUCUGUUGAGAAUAGUGUCGUAACGCAUUUGAGGAGAACUUUCUCGAGUGAUACCUACAAUGGAAAAUGGCAAUAAUGAACCGUCUUACGAUAAUGGAAUUUGGAAAGGAGUGGUUACACAGCCAACGAAAUGGUAUCGCUACAGAUCGGAAUUAUUGGAGAGCCUUCGAAAAUUUCCCGAUCGCAUCGUCCAAAUUGAUCAUAUCACGAAUCGAAAAGACUCAUAUCGGGAGCUAGCUGACCGUGUCGUCAGAUGUGCUAUUUGGUUGAAACGGCAAAACCUCAAACCUGAUGAUGUUAUUGGAAUAUGUACAUAUAAUCAUCUGGACACAUUUGUUCCAGUGUUAGCCAUUAUCCUGACAGGACACAUCAUGAAUCCCUGGUGGAACGCUGUCUUAGACAAUGACUUGGCCAAAUAUUUUCUGAAUCUCACCCAACCAAAAAUCGUUUUCGCCGAUGACGUCACCAUAGACAUCAUUAAAGAGGCAGUCGCUGAAGUUGGAUCAACCGCCAAGGUCAUUGCGUUCCGGGAAACCCCUGGUUUCGAAUCUCUCGACAAUAUUCUCAUGUCCCCAAGUGCAUCUGAAGUAGCUGAAUUCCGUCCAAAUGAUCUACAAGAUAUAGACGAACCAUUCUGGAUCGCGUACACAUCCGGAAGCACGGGAUACCCGAAAGGCGCCGUCAUCAGUUACCGACGAAUUAUUGUCGAUGUGGGUUCAAUUCCUGAAGAACCCUCGAUCAAUUUUUGGGUCCCUGCCAUAUGCUGGACUACCGGGGUGGUAAACAUGUUAAUAACCAUCACCAGAUGCUCCUCAGCGAUCAUUUGCCCUGGCGCAACUGAAGAAAUUAUCGCCCAGAUACUGGACAAAUACAAGGUUACCCACAUGCUGAUGUCAAACGCCGCAAUUGCUUCUAGAAUGAUGAAAGUAGAAUCGAUUAAGGAGUAUGAUUUUUCAUUCGUGAAGAUGGUCAUGUUUGGUGGAGUUGCACUGCUCCCCGAAGUCGAUAAAUUUCUCAUGAAUCUCUUUCCAAAUGCCCUAAUAUCGAAUGCAUACGGUUCCACAGAAGCCGCUUUCAUAUGCAUGCGUAGGAAGAAAAUGAGGAAGUUAACAUCAUGUGGACAAGUUACUCCUAAUUGUGAAAUAAAAAUUGUUGAUCCGGAGAGUGGAAAUAUAUUAGGACCAAAUGAAGAGGGUGAGUUGUAUGCCAAACACGCCGGGAUGAUGUUGAGAUAUUACAAAGAUGAGCAGAAUACCAAGGCCGCAUUUGAUGAAGAAGGAUGGUUUCGCACCGGGGAUUUAGCAUAUUACGAUGAGGAUGGCGAUUACUUCAUCGUUGAUCGCCUAAAAGAGUUGAUAAAGUUCAAAAAUAACAUUCAUAUUGUACCCGCCGUAAUAGAGGGAAUUAUCCUAACACAUCCUGGUGUCUUUGAGGUCGCAGUGGUGGCCAAACCACAUGUAUCUGAUGCUGAACAUCCAAUGGCGUUUGUCAUAAAGCAUCCGAAUGCAAAAGUUACCGAACAUGAUAUAAUUGACCUUGUCGCUGAGAAUCUACCUGACCAUAUGGCCCUCAGAGGGGGUGUCAUGUUCCUCAAGGAGAUGCCACAUACAGAUGCUGGAAAAAUUUCGAAAAAAGAACUGCGACGUAUGGCUAGAUCUGCCGCCUCUGAGCAAUAGCUCAAUAUCGCCAACAAUAUUAUGACCACUCGUUUUAUUUACAUGAGGAUCCAUUCGAUAAACUCUCAUGACAAUUAUCAUGCGUACCAUCGUUGGAAAUACAAAUGGGUAUGGAGGAGAGAGGGGGAUAUUUCGAUGAAGGGUUGGUGUACCCUCUGAUUAAAAAUUCUCGCGUGGUUAAGCCUCUGAUAAUGAUCUUUCUGCAACCCCUCGCCAACCUGUAGGGAUUUAAUACAGUAUGGAGUAAAAGCGAUUGUACUUACGCAGUCAGCGUGCACCACCAUGGGAUGGAUAAAAGAGGAAAUAGCUCGAGGUCAUCGUGCUUGGGAAUUAACGAUUUUAUGUUGAUACCAGGGAUUGAAUUUAUUGUUUGAUACUUUAAAAUUGCGACAAUUGAGCCACAGCAACUAUGCAAGCUCAAUGAUUUGAGGUGAUUAUUAAAUUUAUUUUUAAUCUCUUUGUAAUUUUUUCAUUUUCUCAAGUCAAUAAAUUUCGAGAUGAAACAUC